GGCUGUUGCAAUGUUUCUCUAUUAAUACCAGCGUCCUCAUGUAUAGAAAAUUUGGAUGUCCAAGCCAGCAAGCUCUGCAUAGACUUUGAGGAUCCGCAGGGGUUUUGUGAGAGAGUGACACGGUUGAAAUUGCAGUAUGGUCAUGAAGAGGGACGAGAUAGUUCUGACUUUUUUUUCAAGUUGAUGGUGAAUCUUGGCAAGGCUAAAGGGUUAUGGCAGAGCAUACAGCUCUCAGAAACCUCUCGGCAAUUCUGUUUUGACAAGAACCCCCCAGAAGGCAUGUGCGACUGUCAGCAUUGCGCACAGUGCCUGGGGAAGGAUGACUUUGUUGGGUUUGAGAGGCUCGCAGCAAUUCCACAGAGUUGAGCUGAGCAGUGAUUAAGGGAACUUAGGGAAGGGCCUUGUGAAUUGACUCAAAUAGCAGUAUGAGCGUGCUCACUGGCACUCUUAAGGAUCUGGAGCAGGCGCAUGUACAACACUCAUGAAGAGUCAACUCAUGAUCAUGAUUAGAUACUCAAGAGCUUCCAAGGGAUUUUGCACGGGGUUCCAAUUGUGUUUCGUUUCUUUACAUUAAGGAUUCCCAUCUUUGUCUGCAAGGCACAUGAGGUUGCUGUGCAAGGUAUUUGUGCAUUACGCAUGAAACUCACAAGUUUCCAUUUACAGUUCUUGAAAGAUCUGUCAAAUUU
Messenger RNA from Coccomyxa subellipsoidea C-169, 686 nucleotides. RefSeq lists its product as hypothetical. The transcript has a single exon. The coding region runs from base 184 to 366 and encodes 60 amino acids. Lineage: Eukaryota; Viridiplantae; Chlorophyta; Trebouxiophyceae; Coccomyxaceae. The record is from RefSeq and is a predicted model, not a curated record.